This is a messenger RNA of Ostrinia nubilalis (European corn borer), 5079 nucleotides long. RefSeq lists its product as uncharacterized. The record is from RefSeq and is a predicted model, not a curated record. Gene Ontology annotation, cellular component: nucleus. Lineage: Eukaryota; Metazoa; Arthropoda; Insecta; Lepidoptera; Crambidae. The transcript has 14 exons. The coding region runs from base 276 to 2300 and encodes 674 amino acids. Gene Ontology annotation, molecular function: zinc ion binding; sequence-specific DNA binding.
ACAUUCUAAAGUUUCGGUGGUUGCCAUGGCGAUCGCCAUUUUGCUAGCAAUUUCUAACAAGCUCUAUUUUCCGCCAAACUCGCGGCCAUUGGCAGCCAUUAUUAUGCGCUAAUAAUUCAUUUGCGCUUCAUUUCCAGUUCCACUUCGAUUUAUUUUCAUUCCGUUCCAGCAGCAGCAGCUUAAAUACAAAAUUGUGCAUCAAAUACCGUUUUGUUUUGAAGUUUUGUAUCAAUAGUGGUAUUGGUAUCAAUCCUAACUUUGUGCGCUAAGUUUUUAUGCAUUGGAUAAUGGAAGAACGACGCAGGUGCACUACAGUGCGGCAGUUAGAAGUCAUAAUAGAAUUUUUGGAAGGCAAUCGAGACCUUGCUCUUGGCCGGGCGAGGUCCAAGGAAGCAAGGGAAGUUGCUGCCCGACUGUGGCAAGAGUGCGCCGAAGUGCUGAAUUCUUUGGGGCCUGCGAGAACAGGAAAGGAGUGGUCAAGGGUAUGGAAUGACCAAACAACAAAAGUCAGAGCAAAACUUUUCAAAAUUAAUGCGAGUCAAACAGCCACUGGAGAGGGACCUAGCAGUGCACCCACACUGACCCCUCUAGAGGAAAAAGUAGCCAACAUAAUAGGCAGACCCUUGCCUAAGGUGGCUCAAAAUCACUCCAUCGAUGAUGACAUUAUAGAAAAUGAGGAGGUGAUAGAAAUUGAAUUUGGAGAAAAUGAAAGUUCACCUUCGUCAAUUGAUCACUCAUAUUAUCAAGAUCCUUUAAAAGAGGCACCUGCGGCAGAUGAAGAUCUUAGCGAAUAUUCGCCUCAGGAAAUACCAGACUCGCCUGUGUCAGACAGGGCAAAAACGACGAGAGAGCGCCGGAAAGCAGCGCGGUCAUCAAUAGGCCCGUUCUUAGCUCGGGCAUCCACCUCAGGCCAAACGCCAGCACGGGUAUCAACCUCACGCCAAACUCCAGCACGUCAUUCUGCCAGAAAUGCUCCAGAUGAGUCGAGGCUCUCAGUAUUGAAAAUUGAGGAAAUGAGAGCCCAGGCUCAUCUGGAGAUGGCGAGAGGCUUUUCGUCGAUAGCUGAAAGCUUUAAGCUCAUCGCCGAAAGCAUGGCCAGGAUGAGUCAGCAGAAGAAAAUGAGUACUGCGGAAUGCCGCGCUUGUCUACUGCAAGUGCAGACUGGUGAGCUGCACAAUUUAUUCCACGCCUGGAACUCGUCAUGGGCAGGCAUGAAGAGUACAAUCGCCGAAGACUUGUCACUAUUAACUGAAGUACAGCUUACAGAAACGGACAAACAUUCCAAAGUCAUAUGUACAUCGUGCUGUGAAAAUUUGAUGAAGGCUUGUAAAUUUAAAUUGCUGGUGCAAGAAAAUGACAAAAUGUUAAGACAAAGGUGUCCUGAAACGGAAAAUCAAUCAACGGAUAAAGUAUGGCCACAACCGAUACAAGUAGACAAGAGCAUCACCGGCGUAUACAGUGAGCCUUUGCAAGUUGAAAUAAAGCAAGAAGUGUUGACGGAUGACGAGAAUAUGACAAAUGGAGAUGAAGGGUACAGCAAUGUUGACUGCCUUGACAUGAUUAAGAUAGAACCCGAGGAAAUUGCAGCGCCAGUCACAAACGCACCAUCAUCGUUCCGUGUAACAGACAUGAAUGGACAAGAAUGUCUGGAAGAAGAGUUCCUCCAAAGCGUGAAAGAUGAGCCCCUGAGCGAGCCCGAAGACGCCGAGUCGGCUGCCGACCUGCCGAUGGACUGCCUGCUCUGCGCCCGAUCCUUCAACAGCGUCUCGGGACUUAAGGCUCACGUGAUAGCGCAGCACUCAUAUCAAACUGUAGAGAGGCGAGCGGGAGACGCCUCGCCGCACCAGACACAGAACAACAGAUACGUCUGCGUGACGUGUCGGAGAACGUUCGUCACAUCUACGGAUCUAAUGGUGCACGAGACGUGCCACAACAAGCACAUUUGCUACGGCUGCAGCGAGCAGUUCGACUCCUUCGAGCAGCUGGCCAACCAUCGCCGCCGCUGCAAAGCGCUGUCCGGCCAGGGCGUGACGCGGCUGAAAACGCUGGAGGACGUCAAAAGGCCACAAGAAAACACUCUAGUGACUGAACUAAAAAUAGAAAUCAAUAGCGUAACCACGUUAGCAGAAAACGCAGAAACAUUAACAUGCCCACAAUGCAACGAAGAGUUCAGCGACCCAUACUACAUGAAGAUACACCAAGAGGUUCACCAUGUGAAGCAAGAGGUCAUGGAAAUAAAUAACGGCUCUGCCCCCAUGGAAAUAGAGGCGUUGGAAAGUAUAUUCAAUGAGGAAACGUAGCGUUGGGCUGUAUGAUCCCUGUGUGGUUUAUGUUUAUGAUUUUUGUGCUGAUUAUGUUCGGCCGAACCAACGCGUGUAGCCUGCUUGUGAGGCGAUCAGACGUCGUGUAUGAAUUUGUAGCAAUGAGUUCAAACGUGUCCUGUCUACACGCGACGUUCGGCGAUCAGUGGGUCUAGACAAAGUGCACAAUAAAAUCGCAAACCAGUCGAAAAGGCCAGAGGCCUUGCUUUGUAUGGAGUUUUGAUGGAUUCGAUUUUCGAUUCGAUCAAAAAGAACAACUUUGGGUCUAGACAAAGUGCACAUUUUAAUCGCAAACCAGUCGAAAAGUGGUCGAAAAGCCUUUUUUUUUGUAUGGAGUUUUGACGGAUUCGAUUUUCGAUUCGAUCAAAAAGUGCACUGUCUAAGAGGCCUUGCUUUGUAUGGAGUUUUGAUGGAUUCGAUCAAAAAGUACAACUUGUCUAACUUAUUAUUUUGACGUUUCUGAUUUUAAAAUGGCGGAAAAUUUUCAUGGGAAAUGUCUGAAACGCGAACGCAGAAGUGUGAAAUACUUUUGCACGCGCAGCGAUCGCCAUCGCGCACUCAGGCUGAACGCGUUGGUUUGGCCGAAGCUUUAUUAUGGAGUUAAGGUCUUUAUGACCUUAGAAGCCAAAAAUAGACUUUUAGAAAGUGAAAGUGGUAAAUUUUUAUGAAUUUCAUCGAUAAGCAAUUGAAUACGUGGUUUAUUAAAAAUUAUAAAAGUACUUAUAAGUUAGGUAAUCGAAUAGAAUGAAUUUUUAAAUGGCUUCGUGGUUACAUGUAAGAUUUUUAAGGUUGUAUUUAUUAGAAAAACAUGAUAGAUGGGCGAUUUGAAGAAAUCCGGAAAAAUUCAUCACACAGUAGAUUUUUUGUUUUUAUGAAAAAUUGCAAUCCGAUAAUGUAAAAUAGUAGUAAAAUCGGUUUCUACAAGGAAUACCUAGCCGAUUUGUAAGAAUAGCCACAAUACAAAAUGUAUGAAUUAACUAUUCGUCCGGAACAUAACUGGCAGGCAAGGGCGGCUCUUACAGUCUGAAACCAGGACCCCGAUUGCGCUAAUUUGUAAUUUCUCCAAUUCAUUUGCGUUUCAUCUCUAGUCCACACUCUAAUAACGCUCCAUUUUUAUUCCAGCUGAUGGUCAAUUCGGUAUUGCGGUGAAGUUCACGUGCAAACAAAGACGAAACAACGGAUUUAAGCACUUUCCAUUAAAAGUCCGAACACUUUUUCACUAAAACAGCGAAUGUUCGUGAAGCGUUUGACUUGCGUAUGAUAUAAAGUACAUAGCUUUCUGUCAGCUUUUAAACUAAGACGCAGUAUCGGUCCGUUUACGUUACAACUUCGUUUGAACUAGCUAUUAAAGCGACACCGCGAUAUGAAUUUGUGCAAACAGCUGAUUUUCGUUCGUUGUCCAGUUGCAUUGCAAUUUAGCGCAAUCGGGGCGCAGGACUGAUACUAGAUACAAACACAAACGCAAUAGAAGAAAUGGUGCUACGAUGUUGUUGCCUGUAGAUUUUACGGCUUAUUCCCACUACUUGUACCAUGAAUUACCUACUAGUAUUUAUAGUGACAAUUUUAGUAGAAAUAAAAAGAAAUUUUAUUGGCGAAUUCUAUCAUCAUAACCAAAUCUCAUUCCAGAGUGACAAAAUUGGAUGAUAAAUUAAGAAAAGUCACAGCAUACUUAGUAGGUAAUAAUAUGGUAUGAUUAGUAUUUAUAAGCCGAGUUUUCAAUAGAAGUUACGUACAUGUAUAAUAAUAGGCCCGUAUUAUAAGAUGAUGCUCAAUAUUCGACCAAACGAGCAUCGUAUCAAGCAUGUGAUUUCAAUAUCGAUAACUUCAAGCUAGUCUCUUAAAUUGAGUAUUGAGCGUCAUUUUAAAAUACAAAUCUUGGGAUUGAGAUUUUUGGCUUGAGCGUGCUUAUUUUCUGAUCGAGUACGAACUUUUCAUAUUAACCUUUUCAGCGCCACGGUCUUCUAUAGAAGACAAACGUUUCCGUGCCAUGUCUAUAUAAAAAUAAGUCGGGUUUUCCUUCCUGACGCUAUAACUCGAGAACGCACGAACCGAUUUCCACGGUUUUGCAUUCGUUGGAAAGGUCUCGGGCUCCGUGAGGUUUACUAAAAACCGAAAAAUUCCACGGGGGCGAAGCCGCGGGCGGAAAGCUAGUCUUCUAUAAAAGACAUUUUUUUUUAAAUUAUUUUAUGCGUAUUUUUACGAUUGCCUACAACCCUAAACUGACAUUUAUAAUUAAAAAUAGGGGUCUUUGUUUAUUUUCAAAACAGUAAAUAAAAACUUACUGUUCCAGGCGCCAUAGCUUGGCGCUGGGGACACCGAUUUUGAUAUGGGUUGCGAGGUUAAAUUUUUCCUUGAGUAGAAUGACCACGCUCAAGCUAAAAAUGACAUAGUUGUUAUCCAAUUCAAUCAUGUUAUCACUGCUAUUACAAUAUGACACCAAUAUUUAUAAGUAGAUAUGUAUUUUUUCAUCCCAAUGUAGUCGACAGCAUAAUCAGAAUAUACACCUAUUUUUAUAGCAAAAUAGUACGGCUUACAACCACGUAAGUGCCAGUUUAGCUUGAAUCCGUACUUUGACUAAUUAGAAAAUUGUACAUCAAAAUAAGGCUUGUGUUGAACAAAUAUGUUCGUUGUAUAUUGCAGACUUCCUUGUAAAUAUCUUAACUUUUUUAGGUAAAUAUUGAAACUAUUGUGAUCUAUGUAAAAAGUCUAGUGCGAGAUUAUUAAACUGUUGCCUAAUGCAAAUGGUAUUUGUUUUGUA